Messenger RNA from Temnothorax curvispinosus, 4044 nucleotides. RefSeq names its product trehalase. The record is from RefSeq and is a predicted model, not a curated record. Gene Ontology annotation, biological process: trehalose catabolic process. Gene Ontology annotation, molecular function: alpha,alpha-trehalase activity. The transcript is spliced from 7 exons. Lineage: Eukaryota; Metazoa; Arthropoda; Insecta; Hymenoptera; Formicidae. The coding region runs from base 975 to 2834 and encodes 619 amino acids.
AUCAGUCGCACGACGCACGCUGCACCGUGUGCAUCGCCGAGGAAGCUGAGGAGUCGGAUUCCCAUCGGCAGGAGAGAGAGAGGAAGAGAGAGAGAGGCUAAGUGCAUCGUCGGCGUAUCCCCCUUCCCUCCCUCCCUCUUUUGCUCUUCUCCGUCUUCUUCCUCCUCGUCGUUUCUCCUAUGCCUUUCCCGGUUCCUCCUGCUUCCCGCGGCUUCACCCCACGUUCAUACCCGGAGAGUUCUCGUCGUCCAGGCUCAUCGUUGGCUGCAAUUAGACCAGGCGCGAGAUCCCGCCGCUCGAUCCGUUACCGCUCUCUCGAGGGAUAAUUUUACGCGCGACGAGAGCUGGCGCUCGAUCAGGAGCUGACCGGAGGAAAACCUUUUAGCGCAGCGGUGCCUACGUUACGACUGUCCCCCCGGGAGAUUGGAAAAACACGCGAAGGUUGACUCGUGUGCGUCCCGUAAGUAGUUACGCGCGCGUCGAGAGGAACCGCAUAGGAGGAUACUCCGGUUGCAACGAUCGGGAGAUGCGGUUUCGCUGUUGGAGCUGAGACCACCCCGUCGGCUGCGAAAGUUCGUGGGCCCGCAUCCGAAAUUGAUCACGAAAAAGUAAGGAUCACUCGUGUCAGGAUCAUCACUCGCGCGCGUCAUCACUUUCGUAUCCCUCGCUCGAAAAAGCGGAACACGAGAGACACUGUCGAAUCGAGCCGGGUUUAACAAAUAAUAAAAAGUAAAAAAAAAAAAGAAACGGAAAAGUCGAACAAGAGAGGAAUAAAACCUCAAGAAUAAGAGUGAUCCGCCCGUGCUUCUCCGCGCGUGCUUGUGUAACAUAAAAAAACCGGAUCGCGAAUAUUAUUUGACUAACACACCGACGUAAGAAACAAAAGGAAAGAGUAAAGGUAGAUCGUACACACUCACGUAUAAUAGUACGAGACCAAGAGAGAGAGGCGCCGAAAACCGAUAGUCGAAAAAAAAAUGGCCAUGGUCCCGACAUGCUCCGUUUUGAUGUUUCGUCCUGUGGUGCACGCUGCGCUCUUCACGUUCCUCGUCGUUCUUCCGAGCACAGCUAUCGCGGAUAACACGGUCACGACGAAACCAUCCCCGUGCUCAAGUGAGAUAUACUGCCACGGCGAGCUGCUGCACACGAUACAGAUGACCGGCAUAUACAAGGACUCCAAGUACUUCGUCGACAUGAAGAUGAAGCGGCCGGCGAACGAGACGCUGGCGUCGUUCCGGGCCUUCAUGAAGAGCAUGAACUACGUGCCGAACAAGCAGCAGGUGGAGAAGUUCAUCAACGACACAUUCGAGAUGCCCGGCCACGAGUUCGAGGACUGGGACCCGGCCGACUGGACGGCCACUCCCAAGUUCCUGCAGAACAUCGAGGACGACGAGCUGCGGAAGUUCGGCUCCGAUCUCAAUCACAUCUGGAAGCUGCUGGGCAGGAAGAUGCGGGACGACGUGAGGAUCAACGAGGAGCUCUACUCGAUCAUCUACGUGCCGCAUCCGGUGAUCGUGCCCGGCGGGCGUUUCCGCGAGUUCUACUACUGGGACUCGUACUGGAUCAUCAGGGGCCUGCUGCUGUCCGAGAUGCACAGCACCGUCAAGGGCAUGCUGAACAAUUUUGUCUCGAUAGUGGACAAGAUCGGUCACAUACCGAACGGCGGUAGGAUCUACUACGCGAUGCGCUCGCACCCGCCGCUCUUGAUACCCAUGGUGGACGAGUAUCUCAAGAUCACGCACGACGACGGCUGGCUGAAAGAGAAUCUCUGGCUGCUGGAGAAGGAAUUCAACUUCUGGCUGACCAACCGUACCGUGGACAUCGAGUUGGACGGGGUCAACUACACGCUCGCCAGAUACUACGAGGAGUCGUCGGGUCCCCGGCCGGAAUCUUACAAGGAGGACUAUCUGACGAGUCAAAGUUUUCGAACCGCCGAAGAGAAGGAUAAUUAUUAUGCGGAAUUGAAAACGGCGGCCGAGUCCGGAUGGGAUUUUUCCAGUCGAUGGUUCGUACACGAGGGUACCAACAAGGGUAAUCUGACAAAUCUCAAGACCAGAUCUAUAAUCCCGGUCGAUCUGAAUACCAUAAUACAACGAAACGCCGUGCUGCUGGCGCAGUACAAUCGUCAGAUGGGCAACGAGACGAAGGCCGCGUAUUACGACGACCUGGCCGAGAAGUGGAAGGAGGCGAUCAGGAUGGUGUUGUGGCACGAGGAGGUGGGUGUCUGGUUGGACUACGAUAUGCUGAACGACAUCAAGCGGGACUACUUCUAUCCGACUAACAUCCUGCCACUCUGGACGGACUGCUACGACACUUCGAAGAGGACCGAAUACGUGUCGAAGGUGCUCAAGUACCUCGAGAAAAAUCAGAUCAUGUUGAAUCAGGGCGGCAUACCGACGACGUUGGAACACUCCGGCGAACAAUGGGAUUAUCCCAAUGCCUGGCCGCCUCUCCAGUAUUUCUUCGUCAUGUCGUUGAACAACACGGGCGACCCAUGGGCGCAGAGAUUGGCCUACGAGAUCAGCCAGAGAUGGGUCCGUAGCAACUAUAAGGCUUUCAACGAGACGCACAGCAUGUACGAAAAGUACGACGCGACCGUUUCGGGUGGCCACGGAGGUGGAGGUGAGUACGAAGUACAACUUGGUUUCGGCUGGUCGAACGGAGUCGUUAUGGUAUUGCUGGAUAAGUAUGGUGACAGGUUGACCGCGCAGGAUUACUUCCUGCCGGGCACCGUGGUCGAGAAUGCGGCGUCGCCGCCGGUCGUUUCGACAGCUGGUCAAAUGCUGACCGGGCUUCUAGCUCUCAUCAUAUCGUUAGCAGCAGGAUUUAUAGGGUGAGAUAUCCACGUGACCUAAAUCAGCUAGCAUAAAAUUCGCGAAAAGAUACGUUAGAAAGAUCGAUACUCAUCGAUCGAUGAUAGUAGAUACUUCCAGUCUCGAAGAAAUCGAAAUCGAUUUUAAAUAAUAUUUUCGCUCUUCUUCCUCGCUCAUUCGGUUUGUAUGAUUUAAUAAUCGGACGACCGAUGAAGAGAGCGUAAAACGGGUAUAAAAGGACCAAAUAGAAGCAAGUGCGGGCACUGUCUUCUGUUAUUAUUGUAAGACACUCCGAGUAUGCGAGGGGGCCUCGAAAACGGCGUCAUUUUUAUUCUCUUGCCACGCAUGCUUCCAAAGAAUAUUCUAUAAGCCGCAGGAUAUAUUAUACAUAUAUUGACGAUAUUACUUCGCAUUUAAGUAUCACUCUAGAAGGGACAUGAAUCUUUGUUGCCUUACUUGCGAUAUAUUAUUGAUAUCGUACUUACCAAUUAUUUAAAUUUAUUAUGAUAUUUUUAUAUGAUUUUCUAUCAUUCCAUACUCUACACGCUUCGUGAUCUAUUAUUUUAUCAAUCACAUUUGUAGUACGUAAUAUCGAUUUUAUCUGAGAAUGUCUCUAAGACUAUAUCGCCAGUACACCUAAACAUAUCUGCAAACAUGUGCCUUCUCAACUAUGGAAUUAUAUCGUUAUGUUAUUUAUAGGAAUAUCGUGGCCCUUCUCGCUGACGGAUAACGUAGACAGGAUCUAUUAUCCCUAGACAAUCGUCUAUUACUUAAUCAUUCCAUCAGACGUGCGCUGUUACGAAGUAUAUUCUGUGAUCAUUUAACGAACUACGUUCGCUGGUCGAAUUACGUUCUAUCAUCCUUUCAUUGCAGGAAUUUAUUCUUUAUCUUUAGAUCUAAAACUUUGGAAAUACCGCAGGCGAUUUCUCGAAUUUAGAGUCUCUACGAUAUAUACAUACAUACAUAUAUAUAUAUAAACUGAUGUAUAUUAUUUUAUUUUGAGAUUAGCCAUUGAUAUAUGUUACUGUACUAGUAUUAUUAGGGUAGAUAAAUUAUUAUGUCGCGCAUAUAUAUAUGUAACAAACGAAAAUACCGACGUCCCCAAGAUAUUCCGGGGAUAAGUCGGAGCAAGGUUCCUCGACAGGAAAGCGGAAGGAUAUAAGAAAGGUGCAAAAUGAGACAAUUAAGGGAACAGUUCGGCAGGACUAGUUACAAACAAAAGAUAUAACGGGAA